This is a messenger RNA of Callorhinchus milii (elephant shark), 1383 nucleotides long. It is a transcript of the gene lhx6a, whose product is annotated as LIM homeobox 6a. Gene Ontology annotation, cellular component: nucleus. NCBI's taxonomy places the organism in Eukaryota, Metazoa, Chordata, Chondrichthyes, Chimaeriformes, Callorhinchidae. Gene Ontology annotation, molecular function: RNA polymerase II transcription regulatory region sequence-specific DNA binding; DNA-binding transcription factor activity, RNA polymerase II-specific. Gene Ontology annotation, biological process: regulation of transcription by RNA polymerase II; neuron differentiation; forebrain neuron development. The record is from RefSeq and is a predicted model, not a curated record. Bases 99 to 1226 code for a protein of 375 amino acids. The transcript has 9 exons.
GGAGAGCUGUACUCAGCCUCUAACUCACUCACUCACACUCACUCACUCAUAUCCUCACCCCCCUGUCCUGAAAGCAGCGAGACAGGCUGUGUUUCCCCAUGUAUUGGAAAACAGAGAGCUUAGUUCCUCUGCCAGAGGGAAAUAAACUGCUAUCCGAGGGAAUCCCACCCGAAAAGGUAAUGGCACACGAGCAUCAGGAUACACAAGGCACAGCUCGCUGUGUGGAGAGUGAGAUAUCCCAAAUGAUGCCACAGUCGGACGAUGAAACGUUGGAGUCUAACGUGGAGAAGGAAGAGAUUAGGUCGUGUCCCAGCCCUGUGUCCACUCCGUCCAUCUCCUCCCCUCCCUCCUCGUCCUAUUCCAGCACCUCCACUGACAAAAACAUCUGUGCCAGCUGUGGCCUGGAAAUCCUGGACAAGUAUCUCUUAAAGGUUAAUAACCUGAUCUGGCAUGCUCGCUGUCUGGCUUGCUCGGUCUGCAGAACUUCUCUACACAGAAACGCCAGCUGUUACAUCAAAAACAAAGAGAUCUUCUGCAAAGUGGAUUAUUUCAGCCGGUUUGGCACCAAAUGCGCCAGAUGUGGCCGACAGAUUUACGCCAGCGAUUGGGUGAGGCGGGCGCGAGGCAAUGCCUACCACCUGGCGUGUUUCGCCUGCUUCUCCUGCAAGAGGCAGCUCUCCACGGGCGAGGAGUUCGGCUUGGUGGAGGACAAGGUCCUCUGCAGGAUCCACUACGACACCAUGUUGGAAAAUCUCAAGCAGGCGGCAGCCAACGGUAAUGGACUGACCUUAGAGGGAGCAGUGCCGUCCGAUCAGGACAGUCAACCCAAACCGGCCAAGAGAGCACGGACUUCCUUCACCGCGGAACAAUUACAGGUGAUGCAGGCACAGUUUGCACAGGACAAUAAUCCUGACGCUCAGACUCUCCAGAAACUUGCGGACAUGACCGGGUUGAGCAGACGUGUUAUUCAGGUCUGGUUUCAAAACUGCAGAGCUCGACACAAAAAGCACACUCCGCAGCAUUCGGUGGGCCAGCCCGGACCGCCCCGCUCACGCCUGCCUCCCUCCCUCCAAGAGGAUCUCCAUUACCAGCCUUUCAGCCACCACGAACGCACCAGGAUGGUGGCACUUCAUGGCUACGUGGAAAGUCAUCCGUUCUCAGUCCUGACAGCACAGUCCAUUCCUCACCAGGCGUUGGCUCUUCCACAGAUGCCAAUCAGUCGUUGACAGAAAGCUCUCCGAAGCAAGUGAUGGAGUUCAUCCUCCAAGUACUGAGUCGGAUGAAUGAACCCCGCUUUGUGUACGUUUCUUACUCCUGUGUCAGCAGGCAUCGGGACCUCUCUGUUCGCUGCUCACCAGACCUCAGUUUCAGAGUUGUACUUCA